Molecule: messenger RNA, 2288 nt
Organism: Dreissena polymorpha
Lineage: Eukaryota; Metazoa; Mollusca; Bivalvia; Myida; Dreissenidae
Exons: 9
Coding region: 153-1673 (506 amino acids)
Biological process (GO): cell-cell adhesion
Cellular component (GO): cell-cell junction
Molecular function (GO): cell adhesion molecule binding
Source: RefSeq, a predicted model, not a curated record
UUUAUGUAUCUAACAUUUACGUAAACGUAUAUGUAACUAUCGUGUUUCAGUUAAGUGCUUGUGAGAUAGUAUUUAAACAAACAGUUAUGUGGAGACCUCUCGUUCAAAAACUCGGUUAGGUUUGUGUUAAUUACGCUAUCACUCAACUAGGAAUGAGUGUUAAACAGGCGUUAGCAGUCAUUGCUUUUGUCUACAUAUUUGGUAAAUUGAUGACACUAGCUAUCGGUGCUCGACGCAAUGUUGAAAUAAUUUGUAAUACGCACAGUGACGUAGUGUUUUUUAAUGAUGCAAAUAUUAAUAAAAAGGUUGAAGUGCAGCGAAAUAACAACUGUAAAGCACACGGCUUGAGUAAUAUGCCGAAUUUACAGUGUGGGUGUAACGUGGACUUUCUCGCAGCUUGCAAUUUAUCAAUUGUGAAAGAGGAAUAUGGCUGUUACAAGUGGAAUUGCGGCAGUGUGAGCAAUUAUAGCCAUAGUGUUGACGUGUGUUUAUCAGUCGAACAAACUUCCCACACGAUGGUUUCAACCGUUAAGUGUGCCAAUGUCCAAAGAACCCCGAAAGUCGAAUUUUGGACAGUAGAUGAAAGAAUUUUAAGCAGCAAUUAUGACGAAAUACGGAUGAUUAAACUGGAUCAAUUAAAUAUAAGUAUAAUUACCGCCUUGUUCAAACAAGAAGAAAACCGAUCAAUUGUUGUGUGCAAAUUGGAAGAAAAUUAUAAUACAGAGUGGAGCAUUACACUGAUAUUACCUUGGACACAUUGUGUCGAAGAACAGUUAUACAAGUCUCCAUCAUCUUCAACAAAUCACACGUGUCAAACAACCAAAGGUAAUCCAGUGAUCACCCGACAAUUAGAAGAGUAUACCGAUCCUAAAUGCCCUUCAGUUAGAAUACACUCCAAUGUGAACGUUACGCUUUGCGAUGCUGUCAAUACAGAUGAUAUGGGGGCAAGAACAUUUGUAAAAGAUAAGAUCGGGUCAUUUAAGUUAGAGGUUAUCAAUCCAGCGAUUGUGCGAGAAUUUUAUAUAGAUGAAUUCAGAGACCGAGUAAAUAUUUCACUGAAUGGAGGAAGAAAAGUUACGUUAAUAUGUGAAGGGGACGGCAAUCCUCCUCCUACAGUGACACUUGUGUCAAAAUCGUCCAUUUUUAACACCAGCGCUUCCCCUUUGCGAUACACAAUAGAGUAUCCCUCACGUCAGGAUACCGGCGAGUAUCUAUGUAUUGCUUCAAAUGGACUUGGUAACAAUAGUAAAUCAAUCCAUGUGGAAAUCAUAAUAAAAGGUGAAGAAGGGUCAUCUUUUAUAACCAUUCCUAUCUGUGUUGGAAGCGCCAUCUUGAUAAUGAUUGUUGCAAUGUGUCUGUUACGACGUCGCUGUGAAUUGCUAAAGAAUCGGCGUAUAAAAGAAAGGCAUACAGUUUCACUGGAAAUGGUAACACAAGCCCACAUAGAACCAAAUGGUGUUAAUGAGCUGACAAUACUAGAAAACCCGUCCACCAACAGCGUCCAUAUUUACGAAACCAUUCCGCCGUCUCCUAUUGCCGACGUGUCAUUUGAUGCAGUUUCAGACGGUGUGGACACUAUCGUUAUAGAAACAAUGGAACCGACACAGCCUUGCCGUUAUGAAAGUCUUGGUCAACGGGACGUUUCGCUGUACAAUAUUAUAGAGUUUCUUUAAUUCAAUACGAAACUCAUUAUAUUGUUUGUAUGUAAUUGCAAAUUAACGGAAAAGCUGUCGCACAUCAAAGAGGUACUUAAAUGCAUAGCCUAGAGGUAUUUUGGCCUUCCGAAGAGCUGUUUUUUUUUCAAAUUUGUUAGUAUUGUACUAUAUUGUAGUAUAGUUGUUGAUCUGUCUCAAAUACUGCUGUAAUAGUGAUAUGAAAUAUUUAGCAAAGGAUAGAAAUUGUAUUUUUAAGUUUGAAACCCGUGACCUAUUAAACGGCUAGGCAAGCGGACUACCGUUGUGUAUCUUAAAUAUCCGUAACGUCCCUUAAAGCGACACUAGCAACAUUGAGACACGGCACUUCUCUGCAACCGGUAUGCGUCUCAAUACAACAAUUUGUGUGUGUGUUUCAUUCAUGUACAGAUAACAAAACUCGUUGUUUAAAAAAUAAUUUAUGUUCGAUGUAAUUGUAUCAUUUAGAGGUAAAAUAAAUGUUAAUUUACCACCCGAUGGAUUCGCUGUGUCGUAAAGCACUAGUUGAUUGUGUGACUGUGUACGCUUCGUUGAUUACCAAUUAUUGAGCCUUAACAAUAUAAUGUUUGCAUUUUAUUAAACGACUUGUAUGUAUAA